Molecule: messenger RNA, 3436 nt
Organism: Amblyraja radiata (thorny skate)
Lineage: Eukaryota; Metazoa; Chordata; Chondrichthyes; Rajiformes; Rajidae
Gene: unc45b
Product: unc-45 myosin chaperone B
Exons: 20
Coding region: 341-3133 (930 amino acids)
Cellular component (GO): cytoplasm
Molecular function (GO): Hsp90 protein binding
Source: RefSeq, a predicted model, not a curated record
GUCUAACUUAAUUUGAGAGGGGGUCUGAAAAACUUUACAGUAAACUCAUUCACAGAUAAUUUAAUCCAAGUAACUUUGUGGUCAGUAUCAUAAGAUGUUUUUCUUUGAAGACCACUUUUCUGUUAAAGGCAAUCACAAAGGAGUGGAUGGAUCAUAAACAUUUGGAUGAGCAAAAUAUUUUCCUACCAGCACCAGAGUCAAUACUCCGCCUUGAAGUAUUUCAUUGAGAUAUAUAUAUAUAGACUGAGCAGGUCAUAUUAGCACAUGCAAAAAGUGUGCAAAGAAGCGUGACACAGCACACAACAAUCAGAACAAUUGUCAAUCGCCUUCAGCAGGAUAGAUGGAGGAUCCAAUUCAGUUAAAGGACAGUGGCAAUGCAUUCUUUCAGAACAAAGAUUAUGACAAAGCCAUUGACUGUUACACUAAUGCUAUUAAGCUAACCAAAGAGAAGAAGGUUCUGGCCAUCCUUUACAGAAAUCGAUCAGCAUGCCACUUAAAAAAGGAAAAGUAUGUGUCUGCUGCAUCAGAUGCCUCGAAAGCCAUUGAGAUGGAUGCAUCAGACAUCAAAGCUCUCUUCAGGCGUAGUCAAGCACUGGAGAAGGUGGGGAAACUGGAUCAAGCUUUCAAAGAUGUCCAGAGAUGUGCAACAAUGGAGCCAAAGAACAAAACAUUUCAAGAAACAUUGCGGCGUCUGAAUCAUGACAUUCAAGAGAAGCUAAAAAUUCAGUUCUCCACAGACUCGAGAGUGGAACGGAUGUUUGAAGUUUUACUUGACGAGAGUAUUGAUAAAGAAAGGAAGGAAAAGGCUGCAAAUAACUUGAUUGUGCUCGCAAGGGAAGAUGCAGGAGCUGAGAGGAUCUUCAGAAACAAUGGCCUUAAUUUGUUGAUUCAACUUAUUGAAACCAAGAAGCACGAAAUGAUGCUUGCUGCAAUCAGAACACUUUCAGGCAUGUGCAGUCGUCACAAGUCAAGAGCAUUGGCUGUGUUACAUUUUGUGGAACUAGAUAAGAUUUGCAGUUGGAUGGCCUUGGACAAUGAAGAGAUUGCUUUGGCAACAUCCAGCCUCUUCCAGACCAUCCUGGAUAACUUUGAAGGCAAAGAUAGUAAGGAACAUCAUGGGAAAGAUGAAGCUCUGGUGCUUGAUACAUCAAAGGACGUGAAGAUGAUAAUCACACAUCUCCUGGAAAUGCUGGCUCACCCCAGUGUCUCAGGACAUGGACGGGAUCAGGCCCUCACUGUCCUGAUUAGAAAUGUACCUCGAAAGGACCUCGGCAUUAAAGAUAACACCAGAAGUUUGGACACCAUUGAUCUGGGUCUGAGGAAGAUUUUGAAAGUGGCAGGACAAUUCCCCGAACUGCAAAACUGCCUGCCCAUGACUGAGAAUACCUGCCUGACUGCUUCCAUCUUACUCAACAAGCUUUACGAUGAUCUUCGAGAUGAUGAGGAACGAGCAAAUUUCCGAAAAAUCUGUGAGGUAUACGUAACGAGCAAGUUUGAUCCUAAGAACAUGGAGAAAAACCUGCACGCAAUCCAGUGUGUGUCCGCACUCCUUCAGGGACCUUAUGAUGUUGGUAACAGCAUUCUGGCUUUGCAAGGGGUGAUGGAGAUGAUGGUUGCAUUGUGUGGUUCGGAGAGAGAGAUUGACCAAAUGGUGGCAUUGGAGGCCAUCAUCCAUGCUGCUAGUAAAGCCAGCAGGGCAGGUUUCAUCAUCAGUAAUGGAAUCAGCUUAAUGAAGGACAUGUAUAAGAAGUCAACCAAUGAGAAGAUCAAAAUCAGAGCCUUGGUGGGCCUAUGCAAGCUUGGAUCAGCUGGGGGUACAGAUUACGCUCUGAAGCAGUUCUCUGAAGGGUCCACUGAGAAGCUGGCAAAACAAUGUAGAAAGUGGCUAUGCAACCAAAACAUUGACUCCCGCACAAGAAAGUGGGCAAUUGAGGGCAUGGCAUACCUGACUCUGGAUGCUGAUGUGAAAGACGACUUUGUUCAGGAUGAGCCAGCAAUGCAGGCAAUGUUUGACUUAUCACAGUCAGCUGACAAGACAAUCCUUUAUGCUGUGGCAUCAGUCCUGGUGAACUGCACAAACAGUUAUGAUGUAAAAGAAAGGAUACCAGAGCUAGUUGAAUUGGCAAAGUUGUCAAAGCAACAUGUCCCUGAAGAUCAUCCAAAGGAUAAAAAAGACUUUGUGAUGCAGCGGGUGAAGCGUUUAAUCAAGGCUGGCGUUGUCUCGGCUCUUGCUGUCAUGUUGAAGGCAGACAGUGCAAUCUUGACAGACCAGACCAAGGAGCUUAUGGCACGAGUGUUCCUUGCUUUGGUCGAGGAUGCCAGAGAUCGGGGCAAAAUUGUGGCACAAGGUGGUGGAAAGUCGUUGUUGCCACUUGCCCUCCACGGCACCGACGUUGGCAAAGUCAAGGCAUCCCAUGCUCUUGCUAAGAUCGCUGCCAUCUCUGACCCAGAAAUAGCUUUCCCUGGUGAAAGGGUCUAUGAAGUGGUGAGGCCACUUGUCAGCCUUUUGAACACUGAGCUGGAUGGUCUGCAGAAUUAUGAGGCUCUAAUGUCUCUCACCAACCUUUCUGCCAAAAGCGAGAAGUUAAGGCAAAAGAUAAUCAAGGAGAAAGCUCUGCCCGAGAUUGAGUGUUACAUGUUUGAGGAACAUGAUCAAAUCCGACAAGCAGCCACUGAGUGUAUGUGCAACAUGAUCACCUGUAAGGAAGUUCAGGAGCGCUUCUUGGCUGAGGGGAACGACAGACUGAAGCUAAUGGUGCUGCUUUGUGGAGAAGACGAUCCGAAGCUCCAGCGAGCAGCAGCAGGAGCACUUGCCGCACUCACAACCAGCCACAAGGAGAUCUGCUCCAAGAUAUCAACAGUCACCGUGCAAUGGCUGGAGAUCUUGCAGAGACUGUGUAUCCAUGACAACUUGGAGGUCCAGCACCGUGGCUUGGUCAUUGCUCUCAACAUGAUGGCGGACCAAGAGAUCGCUAAAAUGAUGAUUGAGAGCGAAUUACUGGAGAUCCUGACAGUGAUCGGCAAGAUGGAAGAUAACGCCAAGCAUCACGAUGUUAUCGAUGUGGCGCGGAAGUGCCUCGUGAAAGCUAUGGAUUACUCCCUGAUCAAACCAACAUCCCAGCAGGCUAAAUAAAGAGCAGUUUGUGCAGAAUAAUUAGAUCACUCAAUUAAACCUCACCGUGGGAUAUAAUCGGUUGUUUACUUAAAGCCUGUGUGGCCCCAAAGUCUAAUUUUUUUAAUACCCAUAAAUUUCCUAACUCGAUCAUUAUAGAGGAGUUGCUGGAGAUGAUUAAAACUGUUUAUUGACUUCAUUCUUGUGACAAACUGCUGACUGGGAAAACAAAACUUAAUUAACCAAGCUGUAUUUAGGAAAAUAAAAUGUAUUUUCAGUGCCACACUCUGCCAAGUGCUGGAAGCUGAAUGCUUUUGGAAAAUG